Messenger RNA from Cariama cristata (Red-legged seriema), 1410 nucleotides. RefSeq names its product glutamate receptor, ionotropic, delta 1 (gene GRID1). The annotation marks the transcript as partial. Gene Ontology annotation, cellular component: postsynaptic membrane; plasma membrane. The transcript has 8 exons. The record is from RefSeq and is a predicted model, not a curated record. Gene Ontology annotation, molecular function: glutamate-gated receptor activity; transmitter-gated monoatomic ion channel activity involved in regulation of postsynaptic membrane potential. NCBI's taxonomy places the organism in Eukaryota, Metazoa, Chordata, Aves, Cariamiformes, Cariamidae. Gene Ontology annotation, biological process: synaptic transmission, glutamatergic; modulation of chemical synaptic transmission; monoatomic ion transport.
GAUCUGAAGAAAUUGGCAACGUGGGACUCUGAGAAAGGACUGAACGGUAGCCUACAAGAACGACGUCUGGGCAAUGACUUGCAAGGAUUGACACUCAAAGUGGUGACUGUCUUGGAAGAACCUUUUGUGAUGGUGGCAGAAAACAUACUUGGGCAACCAAAACGAUAUAAAGGAUUUUCCAUUGAUGUCCUGGAUGCACUUGCCAAGAAUCUGGGCUUCAAGUAUGAGAUAUAUCAAGCUCCUGAUGGUAAAUAUGGACAGCAGCUCCAAAACAGCUCCUGGAACGGCAUGAUUGGAGAACUCAUUAACAAGAGAGCAGACCUAGCCAUCUCAGCCAUCACUAUAACACCAGAACGAGAGAGUGUUGUGGACUUCAGCAAGCGGUACAUGGAUUAUUCCGUGGGGAUCUUAAUCAAAAAGCCUGAAGAGAAAAUCAACAUCUUCUCUCUCUUUGCUCCUUUCGACUUUGCGGUGUGGGCUUGCAUUGCUGCAGCCAUCCCUAUAGUUGGUGUCUUGAUAUUUGUCUUGAACCGGAUCCAGGCAGUCAGGGCACAGAACGCUUCCCAGCCAAGCCCUUCUGCUUCCUCCACCCUCCACAGUGCCAUCUGGGUCGUAUACGGCGCCUUUGUUCAGCAAGGGGGUGAAUCUACUGUCAAUUCUGUGGCUAUGCGCAUUGUAAUGGGAAGCUGGUGGCUCUUCACCCUUAUCGUGUGCUCUUCCUACACAGCAAACUUAGCAGCAUUUCUCACAGUAUCAAGGAUGGAUAAUCCCAUAAGAACAUUUCAAGAUCUGUCCAAACAAAUGGAUAUAUCUUACGGUACAGUCAGAGAUUCAGCAGUGUAUGAAUACUUUAAAGCAAAAGGGACCAACCCUUUGGAGCAGGAUAACACAUUUGCUGAACUGUGGAGGACUAUCAGUAAGAAUAAUGGGGCGGAUAAUUGUGUAUCGAACCCUUCUGAAGGAAUCAGGAAGGCAAAGAAAGGAAACUAUGCUUUCCUGUGGGAUGUGACGGUGGUGGAAUAUGCCGCAUUGACAGAUGAUGAAUGCUCUGUGACAGUCAUUGGAAACAGCAUCAGCAGCAAAGGAUAUGGGAUAGCACUCCAGCAUGGAAGCCCCUACAGGGAUCUUUUCUCCCAGAGGAUCCUAGAAUUGCAAGAAAGCGGAGAUUUGGAUGUUCUUAAACAGAAAUGGUGGCCGCGGAUGGGACGUUGUGACCUGAAUAGCCAUACCAAUGCACAGACAGAUGGGAAGGCACUCAAGCUUCACAGUUUUGCAGGCGUUUUCUGCAUUUUAGCAAUAGGCCUUCUUCUUGCAUGCUUGGUGGCAGCAUUGGAGUUGUGGUGGAACAGCAACCGUUGUCAUCAAGAAACACCGAAAGAGGUCCAUAACUUUUAUUCUUAUCACAAUUAA